UCGCCGCCAUGACUACUUCAUCUUGGAUUUCGCGCCUGUUAUUACAUAGAAAUGAGUGCUUGGCAUCAUUUUCGGCCACUCUCUGCAUCUUUAUGGUCGUUUGCUGCGUUGCAUGGUCUUCGCCGGCCCUGCCGAAGCUCCUAAAUCAGCCAAACCCACAGGUAUCAAUAACGCCCGGUGACGGUUCCUGGAUCGCAUCAAUUCAAGCUAUUAGUGGUAUCUUCGGAUUGAUUCUUGCCGGGCUCAUUGUAGACCGAUUUGGACGCAAGUGGCCAUUUAUUGCCAGUGCUCUGCCCGUGAUUGCCGGAUGGACUAUGAUAGCAUUAGGUCGGACGGCGCUGUUAUUGUACAUCGCCCGCUUUCUCUUCGGUAUUUCGUACGGCAUGGCGUAUGGUAUAAUUUCCAUCUACAUCGGGGAGAUCACCUCAGACGAAGUUCGGGGUGCGGCCGCUUCGCUCAUCACCGUACUGGCUAAACUGGCGAUACUGUUCGAAUACUCCGUCGGACCUUACGUUAGCUUCGAGACACUGGCUUGGCUUUCCAUGGUUGGCCCGGUUCUAUUUCUGCUCACAUUCGUGUGGAUGCCCGAGUCCCCGCACUAUCUGCUCGGAAGGGGACGCAUUGCUGAUGCCCGACGCAGUCUACAAUGGCUGAGGCGAACGUCGGCCGUAGAGGAAGAGCUCAACUGUACCCGGAAAUCCAUCGAACGUACGGCCAGCGAACGAGGCUCGAUGAGAGAACUGUUUUUGCCGGCUUAUCGUAACAAUCUCAUCAUAGUACUUAUUCUUACCUUCGGUAUGCAGAUGGCAGGAAUUCAAGCAGUCCUCGUCUACGCACAGACCAUCUUUUCCCAGAUUUCCAGCGAUCUAACCGACGCGCAAAUGUCCAUCGUGCUUGGUGUUGUGCAAAUGGUGACCGUGUCCUUUCCGGUGUUUCUAGUCGAUCGUGUCGGCCGACGUCCGCUGCUACUGUGGUCCAGUGCCGGAAGCUGCAUAGGGCUGCUGCUCGUUUCCAUCUACUUUACGCUCCAGGCGGCCGGCGUGAACGUUGAAAACUUCGGCUGGGUCUCGUUCGUUGGGCUGCUGUUCUUCGUCAUUUCGUACGCCUUCGGGAUGGCCACUGUACCGUUUGCAAUUAUGAGUGAAAUUUUCCCCAAAAACAUUCGAGCCCACGCGAACGCCCUGUUUGGAAUUCUGAGCGGUGUCACCAUAUUUGCCGUGUUGAAAUUGUUCCAGAUAGCGCUUGACAAUGUCGGUGCAUACCUUCCGUUCUGGGUGUUCACCGUUAGCAUUGGGUUGACGUUUGGGUUCGUGUUUCUUUACAUUCCCGAAACCAAGGGCAAGAGCUUGGACGAGGUGCAGGAGAUUAUUGCCGGAUGGCGUAGGAAGAGAGAUCCUUCCAAGGCUGUCUACGUAGAUUAAGGUUGGUCCAAUUUCAAUGUAAGUGAUCUGUACAUGCACAACAUGGUCUGUGCAUCAUAAUUUAAAUCAAUUUUACAUCGGUUUGAGUUUACAUUCUUCAGCUCAAAUUAAAUACAGUUCUUUGAAAUACAAAGCUGACCAUUUUCAUCAGAAAUAAAUGCAUCUUUCAUGCGCUGGCUCAAA
This is a messenger RNA of Anopheles arabiensis, 1604 nucleotides long. Its product is annotated as facilitated trehalose transporter Tret1-like. Bases 9 to 1421 code for a protein of 470 amino acids. The transcript is spliced from 2 exons. The record is from RefSeq and is a predicted model, not a curated record. Gene Ontology annotation, molecular function: transmembrane transporter activity. Gene Ontology annotation, biological process: transmembrane transport. Lineage: Eukaryota; Metazoa; Arthropoda; Insecta; Diptera; Culicidae. Gene Ontology annotation, cellular component: membrane.